This is a messenger RNA of Tympanuchus pallidicinctus (lesser prairie-chicken), 5700 nucleotides long. It is a transcript of the gene TRADD, whose product is annotated as TNFRSF1A associated via death domain. NCBI's taxonomy places the organism in Eukaryota, Metazoa, Chordata, Aves, Galliformes, Phasianidae. Gene Ontology annotation, molecular function: transmembrane receptor protein tyrosine kinase adaptor activity. Gene Ontology annotation, cellular component: tumor necrosis factor receptor superfamily complex. The record is from RefSeq and is a predicted model, not a curated record. Gene Ontology annotation, biological process: extrinsic apoptotic signaling pathway; positive regulation of canonical NF-kappaB signal transduction.
GCAUGUCUGCCACCCUCGCAGUGACAGCAGCUCUUCCCCAUCCCCUCCCCCAACGAGGAACUCAGCCCCGCUUCCUUCCUGGGAGCCCGCUGGUUGUUGUCGCUGUUUCCUCUGCCGACGAAGCCCUCACCCCUAUCCGCGCUCCAUCCGCCCGCCCCGAGCGGCUCGCACCGGCUCGAGGCGGCCGAGCGCGGCGCACCGCCCGCAACGCAACCAGGGCUCCCCGCUCACUCCCUGCGGGCGGCGCCUCCCUGCGUCCGUCGCAGCCGCGCAGAGGCGGAAGCGGCGGCGCCGAGGCCGGGCGGCGGCGGCGGCGGCGGUGGCGGCGGGAGGUGCUGAAGAUGGCAGGUAGCUCGGCUCCUUGGAUCGGCAGUGCUUACCUCUUCCUCCAGUCAACAUGCAAGACUAUCAUUCUGCCAAAUCUCUAUGAAAGCGCCCAGAAGAAGCCCUGCGUGUUCAAGGCACUGAAGCUGGCAUUAGCAGACUCCACCGGCAGCGUGAAUGGUGUGGACAUGCUCAAAGUGCACUGCAGCCACCCACACCUGAUAGUCCAGCUCAAAUUCUGCAAGCAGGAGAACUGCCGCCGCUUCCUGCAGAGUUACCGGGAAGGAUUGCUCCAGAAGUCCCUCCAGAACCACCUCCAGCUCUCCUUGGCCAUGACCACGGUGCCUCUAGAAAUGGAGCUGAAGGCUGGCAAUGAGCACCUGGACAACAUGCUGAAGGAUGAGGAUCGCUGCCUGGAGUGCAUAUACAGAGAAAAGCCUGACCGCCUGCGGGACGAGGAGAUCACAGAGCUGGAGGAACGGCUCAAAAGCCUGAUUCUUCACCAGAACAUCAACAACAACAUGCCUUCCAAGGACUGCAUGUCACUGAACUCCCCUUCUCUACCUUCUCAAGGCAGCUCCCCUUCCCCACAAGUCACAUUUCUUUUUCAGGGACAGCAGUUUGACAACAGAACGCUCACACCAGAUGACCACCAGAAAUUUGCCAAGCUUGUGUCCAAGAAGUGGAAGCAAGUGGGUCGCUCCUUGCAGAAGAACUGCCGGGCCCUGCGAGAUCCUGUCAUUGAUAACCUGGCCCACGAAUAUGACAGAGACGGACUUUAUGAACAAGCCUAUCAGAUGCUUCUUCGAUUUAUCCAGUCGGAGGGGAAGAAGGCAACGAUAGCACGACUGAUUGCAGCCCUGGAAGAAAAUGGUCUCACCAGCUUGUCUGAGGAGCUCUUGGGCCUCCAUUCCAAUGAGGAUGACUCCUAGAGCCCAAAGGGUGGUGGCAUUGCUGAGGGCUUUCUUGCUUUAGUUAGUGUAUGAGACUGCUGCCAGCGUCUGGGAAUGUAAUGCCUUGAAAAUCACUGCAGGUUUAUGUGCUGAAGGGAGUGCCCUGGGCAGUUUCUGUGCUCCCAGAAGCCAACAUGGGGCUCUGAUGUUCCUUAUUUCUUUCUGUUUCCAGAAGUUGAUGUUACUUUCCUGUGAACCACUAAGACAGGCUGACUUCCUUCAGGACUGAAAUGUCACAGAGAAGCAGCCAGGCAAGUUAAUGAGCCCUGGGGAAGGUGGGAAGACGUGAAAAGCAAGGAAGGCAUCUCAGAGAAUUCCCCUGGGAAGCAAAGCCAGUGUUUCUCAGAUGUGACCCAGGGGCCAUUACCUGGAGAACUGCAGUAUAUUGUCUCAUAUUGACAUGUAUGCCUUCAGGCUUGAAACUAUGUAAAGACAACGGAAAAGUCAAGUUUAUAAUGUUUUCUUUGUUCUUCAAAUGAGGACCAUCUGCAGCAAGUACACCUGUCCUGCUCUACCCCGGUGUAGUUCCUUCCCACAUCUUACCAUGUGCCACUGCCUUUACCAAAGGCAGUCAUCAUCUUCCACAGGGCACAAGAUUGCUGCUGUAGAAGACUUCAGGCACUGAACAAACAGUGUGGAUAAGCACAAAUUCAGAGCUCUUUCAGGACUAUGGUGUACUGACUGUAUGUAUUGACUGCCUCAUGUCUAGCACUUCUCCCAGCCUGGAGGAGUUUGUGAAAGGAAAAACACAGUGCUGCAAGAAUAAUAUACAGCCUUAGAGUCAGCAAAUUGCCUAUAGGUCACUGAUUGAACCUGCUGCUGUAUGGUGCAUUGCAGCAUCAAAUACCAGCCAGACCCCGCCGAGCAAGCCUCUCCAACCAGCUGGCUGCCAGUGCCUUCGCUCAACCUGUCCUUGGCCUGCUGAGUUCACCAGGGAUGUGUCAGGAUCUGCACAGAGCCUUUCCAAUGACAGCAGUGUUGUUGCUGUGUGACACUUGGGCAUCAGAUCCCAUGCCUGGACCUACCUGCCUUGCUUUUGAGGGCAAAAUAUUGCUUACAAGAGAAAGUACCCAAAACUCAGGGCUGAUUCCUGCUUUCAGUUCCAGUGGGAUGGGCCUGCUGUCUCUUGGUGUGUUGAUGCAGGCUGCGACAGAGCAGAGCUUAUACCUUUACCUAUACCAAAGCACAGAGCAACAAGUUUCUAGCACAGCACAGGUCCCAUGAAGCACAACAACCAGUUUUGACAUAUUCCUUAUUUUUUACUGAUACUUUUUUACUUAGGUGUUAAUUCACUUCCUUUUUGACCUUCCCAUCCAUGGGCAGGAACAGCUGGUGGUCUUGGAAGUUAAGUCAGACAGAGAAGAAUGUUUUCUGUGUCCUGUCCUCUCCCUUCCAGCAGUACCAGCGCUCUCCCCAAAAGAAAAUGAGUAUCUCUGCCACGUUUCCUUUUGGGACCAGCACAGUGAUGCUGGUCUUUGUUAGUUUGGGCUGCAGUGGGACUGUACUUGGGAGCAUUUAGCUUUCCCUGGCUGGGGAACUCUGGCAGCAGCCCACCUGGCCAAUGGUUCUAAAAAAAAAAGUCAGAAACUUGAAAGUUGCUGUAAGAGCAACAGUGUUUGCUCUUUAUUUUGCAGCAAAUGGCUUUUCAGAAAACACGACCUAUGCACGGUGUGCUGCCUCAUUGGUAGUGAAUAUUUCUAAGUUCUCAGCCUACCGGUAUUCAUUGCUCAGUGUUCAUACCAUUAUAAGGCAGUGGCUUAUUGGUGUAUAAAAGCUUUUAUAUCAUCUCUUAGCACUCAAAAUGAGAAAAGCUCAUUCUUUGGCAUCGACUUUAAGUACAAAAACUCUCUUUGCUGUUAUUAUGGAGCACUGAGCAUGAAUGCUUUUUUCUUUUUUUUUUUUUUUUAUAAUGCAAACCUUGUGCGUUUUAUUCCUCUGCUAGCAAUUGGCCUGUGUGUCUCCUCUUACUCACAGAUUCCCUCCCUAACGUGCCAUUAAGUGCUGGAGCUCCUGGCUCCUUCUUUUCAGAAAUCAGGUACCAGUAGUUGUAUAUUAUGUGCAAUGCACAUUUGAUUCUGGUCUCAAGCAGACUCCUGCCUGCUAAAAGAGUUGUUUUUUUUCUGUGUCAUUUGGCACAAACACAGAUAGAGGCAAUUUUCACAGAUGCCUUGUGAGGAAAUAGACGAAUUAUAGGAUGUGAGAACCCAGUGUCCUUUGCAUUGAAUUGACACGUGGUUAGGGCAUGACUCCAGACUUACUUGGGCCUGUUUUAUCCAGAAGAUUUUACAGCUGUUGUGCACCAGCAUGCCAGGACAAGGGGACUUGCAGCACACAGGACAGGAAGAAGCACUCGCAACAAAAAACAUUAGCAGAGGUUUAUGGAAGAAAUCAGAGUCUUUACCUCUGAUAGCAAUGCAGUGAGUGAAACCAGAGGAAGAAUUACAGGUUGGGGAUACUUGCUGGAAAGCAGACACUCAGUGCUGGAUGCUGGCUUUCUUCUUUUCCUGGGCAAAGCUGUUGCACACUGCCCCUACUCAGGUGCCAAGACAUGCAGGUGAGCCCCUUAGUGCUCCUUACACUGAUCAGCUGAAUCUAGUGUGUGAGAUGGGCUGAGAGCAAAGCUGCAGCUGGACUGGGCUGCAUCCCUUGGCAGCUCUUCCCUAUGUGUAGAUACGCCUGAAAAAAAUGCUGCUGGGGGAGGCCAUCAAACAUGCAUCAAACCAGCAAGCGCUAUUAAAAGCAAAUGAAGAUAGUUGUCAGUUCUGUGUAAAAAAUGAAAUGAGAGACAAAAAAUAAACAGCAUGAAACGAGGCCAAAACAUGCGUCCAGGGCAGGAUCCAAGAGGGCUUUUGUUGUGGUGCAGACCGUUUCUGUGGUUUUUAGCAGUGUUUCAGAUUUGAAGGAGGCUCCUUUCAGUCUGCCAGAAGGAAUAAAAACGCAUCCAAAGGAGGAUUUGAGCGAGUUGUUUUGGCACAGUGGAGCUACAGCUGGGCAGCGAGAGAGAGUUGAAGUCAAAGUGCGCAGACUUUCACAUGAGGUUGCUCAGAAGGUAAACAGAGGGAGACACUCAGGUGUAAAAUGGGAACAAAGGAAAGCAUCAAACUUGCCCUGCAGGACGGAGCCAUCCAAAGGCCGGCCUUGGGCCUCUUGGAUGAUGGUGAGGAAUACACCAUAGAUUUUAACAUGCUGAAAAAGACUGUGAUCAUCCCAGCUGAUCAGUCGAAGCGGGGCAGGGAAGGUGCUUUCUGCCGGCUUUAGUUCUCACAAGCUGCAGCUGCCUAUGGGCGAGCAGACGCAAAAAGGACAGGGCUUUGGUGUUAGUGAUUGGAACCGCUGCAAAACCGUGAGCCAGAUUGAAAAGAAAUAAUAAAAUUCACUUCCAGUUUUUCACAGCAAGUCAAAUUAAGAGCAAAUGCCAAUUGACCGCUUGCAGCAGCACUUUCCAGGGCUCCACACACUUGCAGAGGCAGAUACGUGGAUUAUUUUUAAUGCAGAAUGGGAAGCUCCUGUCUGAGCACUGCGGGUUGCAGAGCUUCAGGUUGCAGAGCCCCCAGCUAAAAUGGUUUCCUGAAGUUUCGCAGCAAGUCUCAGUACUGUAUCUGUUUCACAACCUGGGGGAAACCGCAGCAGAAAAUGUCAAGAUCUGGACAACAUUAAGAUCAAGAGGUGUGUAGGGUGAGGGAAACCACUUGCUUGGGGAAGUUGUAGGUGCCUGGAGAGGAAGCUGCUCUGGCAAAAGGUCUUCUCCUCGUGUGACAAAAUUGUGGGUUUUUUUCCCUUUUUGCUAUCCGUUGAAAAAUCUGCUUCAGGACUGAGGAGACAUCCUCAGAGGGUCAGCUCUGCCUUUCAGACAUACCUCAGAGCAGGAAACCAAUGUGGCACACAAGGCACUGAGGGGCCCCAGACUCACUUGUUGAGUUUAGCUGAAACUUCACAUGUAGCUACGAACCUCUGGCAUUGCACGUCUGAAUCCAAGGCAGUACUGGAAUGGGGAUGGAGAAGGUUUCUUCAGUCUGACCAACACAGCAGGGUGGGUGAGUGGGCGUGAUGAGGUGCUCUGCUUCCCACAGCUGAGUCUGGCCACUUGGCUUUGGCACAGCAAUGGAUCCAAUUUGUAAGGCCUGAAGUAAAAAAAUUGCAGUAAAAUGAAGUAAUUUUUUUUUUCUUCUCUGGAUUUGACUGAGUUUGAACUUUUAAAGCCAGUGAAGGAGUUUGACUAAUUUAAAUCAGUUGGAGAUCUGUGGUCAAGUCCCUUAGUCAUCAGUGGAAAAAUCCCUUGCUGACCUUCUACUUCCAAAUUUCCACACUAUGCAGCAUCAGAUUGGGAUCAGCAUCUGCAGCUGUGGGCUGCAAAACCACGCAUACUCAGGUCUGGGACAUUCAGCCUAUAUGUAUUGUCUUCUAUAGGAGGAAAAAAAGAAAA